Molecule: messenger RNA, 1749 nt
Organism: Rhopalosiphum maidis (corn leaf aphid)
Lineage: Eukaryota; Metazoa; Arthropoda; Insecta; Hemiptera; Aphididae
Product: polynucleotide 5'-hydroxyl-kinase nol9
Exons: 8
Coding region: 184-1695 (503 amino acids)
Biological process (GO): cleavage in ITS2 between 5.8S rRNA and LSU-rRNA of tricistronic rRNA transcript (SSU-rRNA, 5.8S rRNA, LSU-rRNA)
Cellular component (GO): nucleus
Molecular function (GO): polynucleotide 5'-hydroxyl-kinase activity
Source: RefSeq, a predicted model, not a curated record
UCUCGCGUGUCAAAUUAUAAUGAUGAUUUUGUGUAUACUGUUUAUUGUGUUUUGAAUUUAAAUUUUGAACUACAGAGAUCGUGAACAUAAUUUAAUAAUUACACGUAAUACUUAUUAUAGUUGAUACUUCAGUUCGUUCAAUGCCAAGUUAUUAUCAUUAGUUAGAACUAUAUAGGAUUUAAAAUGAAAGAAAUAUUUCAAUUACCUGAUACUUUGCCUAUAUUCUAUGAAUCCGAUUCAUCCGAAAAAGUGUUAAUCGAGUUCAACGGCGAAGACGUUUUGUACAUCAUCGGGACUGUUGAUGUCAGCGUUUUGGAAGGCAAGAUAGAAACAUGGGGUUACACAAUGACCGUGGACACUCCAAAGACUGCAUUGUAUUCGUUAGGAUUGCAUGGAUUGAUUUCUAUUACAUCGGCCAAUAGACAGAAAGCAGUUGUUAUACUUGAGAAGAGCAGCCAAACCAACAAAUGGAAAACAUUUAUGAAUAAAUAUGUUCCAAGUUUUAAUAUGUGUGACAUAAAUGGAACUAGAUUAACUCCACCUAAACAUUUACUAGAACUAGAAGAGCAAUUAGGUUGUUGGUUUGAUUUGAGCAAAACUCCAAUGUCAAAUCAAAGACUUGUAAUUGAUGAACAAUGUCGAGGUUUCUGUGAUGAACUUCUUGAUCGUCCUAUUGAUUUAGGACCAAUUAGAGUUUUGUUGGCUGGAUACAAAAAUUCUGGAAAAUCAACAAUGAUGCGUUAUUUCAUAAAUAAAUGCCUUAAAAAAUGGGACAAAAUAUUAGUAUUGGACUUCGAUAUUGGACAAAGUGAAUUUUCCAUACCUGGAUGUAUUUCAGCAUUUAUAAUUGAUAAACCGUUGCUUGGACCAAAUUUUACACAUUUAAUGCAACCCUUAAAAUCGUAUUUUUUUGAGAGCAAUGAUGUUAUGACCAAUAUACCGCUUUACAAUGAAAUUGUUAAAAAAAUAGUCAAUGAUACCAAAACAAAUGAUUUGCAUCAAAUACCAUGUUUUAUAAACACCAUGGGAUUUGUUGAAGGAGCAGGCCUCAAGAUCUUACAUAAUCUCAUAUCUAAAACUAAACCAUCUGAUGUAGUACAGAUUAAGUUCAAUGACAAUCAAGAUUUAAACUUGCACUCAGAAAUUAUAAACGAUAGUACAAGAUCUUCUUUGUCAUAUAAUCUUUGGUAUUUUACGUCUACUGUUAAAAAUAAAUUUGCUAAGGCACCUUAUCUACCAAAUAUUAACAAGUGCAUAAGACAACAAUUGGUAACAGCAUCAUACUUCAGUAAAUGUUUGGAAAGUACAGAUAUUUAUUUUAACGACAUUGUCCCUUAUAGAAUUAAUAUCCGUAAUAUUAAUAUCCAAAUAAAGAAUAUUGAUGAAUUAACUCAAGAUGAAUCCUUAGAUAUAAUAAAUGCUAAUGUGAUUGCUCUGUGUGUAGCCAACCAUACUAACUUAUGUGAAUGUGUUGGAUUCGGUGUUGUUCGUAUUGUUAAUAAAUCUACAGGCGACAUAUAUAUAACUACUCCUGUAACACCAGAUAUACUAAAACACGUCAAUCAAUUCAGACUUGGUAAUGUUAAUUUGCCAUACACAUUUUAUACGGAAGGUACACAAAAUCCAAAAUAUGUUUGUAUAAAGCAGGACAACAUAUUAAAUGAGAAUGUUACCAGACAUUAUAAAGUGAUGUAAUGAAUAUUUUAAUAAUAAUUGUUCCUUAUCAAUAUUGAAAAUAAUAAAAAAAAA